This is a messenger RNA of Momordica charantia (bitter melon), 1252 nucleotides long. RefSeq lists its product as uncharacterized. NCBI's taxonomy places the organism in Eukaryota, Viridiplantae, Streptophyta, Magnoliopsida, Cucurbitales, Cucurbitaceae. The record is from RefSeq and is a predicted model, not a curated record. Gene Ontology annotation, cellular component: chloroplast.
AUCCCUAUCGUCUGUAAUCUGUUCACUCCACAUUUCUCUGAAAUCUUAUAUCCUCCAUUUUUUUCUUCGCCUCAGACCCAUAAAGCACGCAUUUUGCUUUCCCUCCUGCUAUGAACCAUCGGAGGAGCCUACUGGGGAGUCUUCGCCGGCAGCUUUAGCUUGGACAUCAGGGUGCUGGAGCUUGGCAUGCGAUUAUAGAGGUGUUUAUCAAAGGAUGAGCAGCAUGCAGAUAACUGCUACACAGAAUUCUAUUUGUUCUAGUAGAUCAAUAUGCAUUGCUUCUAAGUCAAUAUAUCCAUCAUUUCGAGCUACUCGCUCCCGUAGUGCUCUUGUGAACCUAAGUGCCAAUGCAUCUUAUUUCAAGCAAGGUCUACCAGUAUUGAAGUAUAAACAUCGGAGGGCUGGAUUAAAUCACCAGCAUACCCCAAUUGUUUCCUUAUUUGGUAGCAAGGGAAAGGAAAGUGGUGAUGGGGGUUCUCCGUGGAAAACUUUUGACAAAGUUGUUGAAAAUUUUAAGAAGGGGCGAUCAGUAGAAGAUGUAUUGCGACAGCAAAUCGAAAAAAAAGAGUUCUAUGAUGGUGGAGAUGGUGGCAAAAGACCUCCAAGUGGUGGCGGUGGCAGCGGGGAUAGCUCUAGCGGAUCUGAGGAUGAUAGCCUUGGAGGAAUUAUUGAUGAAACACUGCAAGUGAUUUUGGCGACCAUCGGCUUUAUUUUCUUGUACAUUUACAUCAUUAGCGGGGAAGAGCUGACCCGAUUAGCGAAGGAUUACAUAAAGUUUGUAUUCGGAGGAAGCAAGAGCGUCCGAUUGAAGCGAGCCAUGUACAAAUGGGGAAGGUUUUACCAGAAACUGACUGAGAAGAAGCAGUAUGAUGAAUACUGGCUGGAGAAGGCUAUUAUCAACACUCCAACUUGGUGGGAUCAUCCUGACAAGUACAGGCGUGCUGUAAUGGAUUAUAUGGAGUCCCAGUAUGAGAAUCAGCAUUCUGCAUCAAAUGUAAAUGAUGAUGCAGAAAUGGAUGUCUCAAAUUCUGACGAUGAAACAUAGUUCGAUCGACUUACUUUUUGUUGGUUUCUUUUAGAGAUUUUAGGGUGUUCAAAAAGUUGGAUGACUUGAAAAUAUUCCUCAACUGAAUCCCAUCUAAUACUGUUUGGGCUGGGUCAAAUAAAUGGAAAUUUUAUAAGUUGUAUUUGGUUUUGAAUUGAAUCGAACCUACAGGACAUAUUAUUAAUUUUAAAAUUACUUUUUUACUUA